CCACGUCUCAAUCUGAUUCCUCAUUCGUUUCGUUCGCCUUCCUCUCUUGUUAAUAAUCCAAAGAUUCCUUUACGAAAUUCACGACCCAAAAACCUCUUUCUUUUAAUUCUUGUUAACAAAAAAAGUCUUCCUUUGCUUCAUCAUAAUUCAUCAUUAUCUUCUCUCUCUGAGUCUGUGUGGCUAAGAAAAUUGAGGAAAUUCCAAAAUGGGAAACGCCUUAAGGUUCUUAUAUGCGCAAUGUUGUAAGCCCACAACAGCUGAGGACUCCGAAUCACUUGGACAUCAUGGUGUGUCGGCUGUCACCGUUGGUGUUUCUGCUCUAGCCCAUGAUCUCUUUCACUUUGAGAUCACCUCCCAGGUCCCGGAAGGACUCAGCAAGCAUGUUGUCUCGUCGAAGAAGGCUCAAGCUAAUUGGUACAGAAAAAUAUUAGAGGCAUGGAGAGCAGCUAAACCCCCUCCAAAAACACCUGAAGAAGCUUCUAGGCUUGUCAUUCAGACUCUGAAGAGACACCAAAAAGCAGAUGUUGAGGGUUUGUUGGCCUUCUAUGGUCUCCCUCUUCCUCAUACCCUAGUCAAACUUAGUGCUGGGGCCCCAACAUCAUUACCUGCAGGAGUAAAGUAUGAAUUUCAGACAUUGCCGGUUGAUGCAAAAGCUGUGGCUGAUGGAGAUACAGUGACAGUGUAUGUCAGUACAACAGACCCAAGGGAGUCAUCUUGUGUUCCUAUAGAAGUACAAGUAGCAGCUGUCCAAAGAUCACAAGCUCGUGCUGAGAAAAAUUAUACAGAAGCAGAUGCAAUUCACAAAAAAAUCAUUGAUUCUGGAUAUCGGGUACUCAAUUUUCAGAACAAUGAGGAAAUCCUCGCUCGAAAGUAUCGAAUUCGACUAAGGGGAAUAGAUGCACCAGAGAGUUCAAUGCCAUAUGGGAAAGAAGCAAAGGAGGAGCUGACAAAGAUUGUGCAGGGAAAGUGUUUGAGAGUCCUUGUUUAUGGGGAAGAUCGUUAUGGCCGCUGCGUAGGUGACAUAUAUUGCAAUGGCAAAUUUGUUCAGGAAUUAAUGCUCAAGAAAGGGUUUGCAUGGCACUACACAGCCUAUGACCAACGCCCAGAACUUGCAACAUGGGAAAAAGAGGCUCAAGCUAAGCGAGUUGGCCUGUGGGCUUCAUCAAAUCCUGAGAAGCCAUGGGAAUGGAGAAAGGAUAAACGCCAAGGUAGAUGACAUUUUCCAAAUAGGAAGUAAAGAGUGACCUUGUGACCAAUAAUUAUCUUAUGCAAUCGGACAUAUGCAUCCUCCCUCUAUCAAUGUAUGAACUUUGCAAUCAAGAAUGAUUCACAUGUGAAAGGGAGGGUGUUUAUUUAUCUCCAAUGCAAAGAUACUUCACGUGGGUGACUACUUUAAACCAAAUGAGGCAAGAAGGCAAAAGCAAUGUCAUAUAAUCAGGACGUACUUCCAAGACCAGGGGUUGGUAGCAACUUGACACUGAUACAAAAAGCAUCUGUCCUCAUUUUUAUGUACCAAUCAUUUGUAAAAUUAUCUACUUAAUCUUGGUAAAGACUGUUGUAACUUAUAUUUGAAUCAAACACCCAAGUGAGAGGCGGAUUGUAACUUGUAAGUUAUAUUACAUGAUCAGAAUAAAACAAAAUUUCAUUGUGCAAAA
Quercus robur (English oak) is the source of this 1655-nucleotide messenger RNA. RefSeq names its product staphylococcal-like nuclease CAN2. The coding region runs from base 206 to 1216 and encodes 336 amino acids. Gene Ontology annotation, cellular component: cytoplasm. NCBI's taxonomy places the organism in Eukaryota, Viridiplantae, Streptophyta, Magnoliopsida, Fagales, Fagaceae. The record is from RefSeq and is a predicted model, not a curated record. Gene Ontology annotation, molecular function: ATP binding; nuclease activity; aminoacyl-tRNA ligase activity. Gene Ontology annotation, biological process: tRNA aminoacylation for protein translation. The transcript has 9 exons.